GGUCUGCCCCGGUUAGUUCUAACGGCCCCCCACAGCUCUCAACUCACAGCUCACACAUCGAAACAGGACCACUACAUCGGCAUAGACGUCGGCACCGGCUCCGCCAGAGCCUGCAUCAUCGACACCACCGGCGACAUCAAAGCCCUCGCGUCAGAAAACAUCAAGCUCUGGCAGCCGGCCUCCUACGGCGGCACCCACUACGAGCAGUCCACAACCGACAUCUGGAACGCAAUCUGCCUCUGCGUCCGCUCCGUCCUCGCCAUCUCGUCCAUCCCCCCCACCUCCAUCCGUGGCAUCGGCUUCGACGCGACAUGCUCCCUCGCCGUCUUCACCCACGACACCGACGCCCCCGUCCCCGUCACCGGCCCUGACUUUACCAACGAUGGCAACGACAGGAAUGUGAUCCUCUGGCUUGACCACCGCCCUUUGGCCGAGGCGGAGGCCAUCAACGCUACUGGCCAUCCGCUCUUGAAAUAUGUCGGGGGGAAGAUGUCGGUGGAGAUGGAGAUCCCAAAGGUGUUGUGGCUGAAGAAUAACAUGCCCGAGGAGCUGUGGGAGAGGUGCAAGUUUUAUGACUUGGCGGAUGCGCUGACGCAUAUUGCUACGGGGGAGGAGACUAGGAGCUUCUGUAGCGCCGUGUGCAAGCAGGGGUUUGUGCCGGUGGGGGUGGAUGGGAGUGUGAAGGGUUGGCAGCAGGACUUUUUGGAAAAUAUUGGGCUGGGCGAUUUGGUGGAGAAUGAUUUUAGGAAGAUGGGAGGGGUGAAUGGGAGCGGUAACUUCCUCAGCGCAGGGGAGUUGGUUGGGGGGUUGUGUGAGAAGGCGGCGAAGGAACUGGGACUGCCGGCGGGGAUUGCGAUUGGGAGCGGUGUUAUUGAUGCGUAUGCUGGGUGGAUUGGGACGGUGGGUGCUAAGGUGAAGCUGUCCCGGGACCAUCUGGAUGAGUCGGCUGCUCCGAAUGAUGUCUCGCAGGCUUUUACACGACUGGCGUCCGUGGCGGGGACUUCGACUUGUCAUUUGGCUAUGUCGAGGGAGCCGGUUUUCGUGCCGGGAGUUUGGGGACCGUACAGAGAUGUGUUGAUUCCUGACUUUUGGAUGGCAGAAGGUGGGCAGUCGGCUACCGGGGAGCUGAUUAAGCACAUGCUGGAAACGCAUGCUGCUUAUGACGAGACGGUGAAGGAGGCGGAGGCGGCUGGGAAGAAUAUCUAUGAUUAUUUGAAUGACCAUCUUCGGCAUUUAAAGGAGGAGACAAAGGCGCCUUCGAUUUCGUAUUUGGGACGACACUUCUUUUUCUACGGAGAUCUUUGGGGAAACCGGUCGCCUAUUGCAGACCCUAACAUGAGGGGGGCGAUCAUUGGAAUGAGCAGUGACAAGAGCAAAGACGGGAUGGUGCUGCUUUACUACUCGACCAUGGAGUUCAUCGCCUUGCAGACACGGCAGAUUAUCGAGGCCAUGAACAAGGCGGGCCACAGCAUUCUCAGCAUUUUCAUGUCAGGGAGUCAGUGUCAAAAUGAGAUUCUGAUGGAUCUCAUCGCUACGGCUUGCGACAUGCCGGUGUUGAUUCCCCGAUAUGUCAAUGCUGCUGUGGUCCAUGGCGCGGCGAUGCUGGGUGCCAAGGCUGCCAGCGCGGACAAGGACGGAAAAACAGAGCCUUUGUGGGAUAUUAUGGACCGGAUGAGCAAGCCUGGAAAGGUGGUUUGGUCGAGCGGUGACCCGGCGGAGAAGAAGCUUCUGGAUACAAAGUAUGAGGUGUUCCUGGAUCAGUGCCGGACACAGCAGGAAUACAGAAAGAAGAUUGAUGAAGCUUUGAAGGGGUCGACGGGAAAGCUGGCAACAGGUGGUCUGUGCUUCCCAAAGAGCUCCAGCAGCACCUUGGCGGCUGGGUGGCUGGACCCACUCAUAUUUUCGCGCCGGCGUGUUGUCCAUCCAUUUCAGGUUCAGCCUUGUUUUGUGCAGCAACCGCCAAAGUCGCAAAAAAACAACAGAGCAAAAAGUCGGUGUUUUGCUUUCAACCGACAUCAACCAUCUGCCAUCGCGCAGCUCGGAACGCGUCUUGCUUAUCUUCGACAUACCGACUGCAAGAAAAAUAAGGUUUCGAACCACAUAAUGUUCAGCAACCUAGGGAAGGGCACGCCCCCGGUGCCGCUCUCGACUGGGAGCUUAGCAGCCGGCACCACAAACCCACCUGCUACAACGGCCGGUGGUUUGGGCUCACUCUUCUCCAAACCAGCUACGCCGACCACGACGACGACCGGCCUGUUCGGCAAUCCUAACCCAACCGCUGGAGCUACUUCGACGACACCCCAAAAAUCAUUGUUUGGCGGUACGACUACCACCACCACAUCUACCCCCCUGUUUGGCAGUACCACCACCACUGCUGCCCCGGCUGCCACCACAGCGACGACGGGCGGGGGUAUUUUUGGGAACACAUUGGGCGGGAGCACCACUCCUCAAACAUCCGUUCUCGGCGGUGGCUUUGGCGGUGGCUUUGGCGGUGGUCUAGGAACGACGCAGCAGCAGCAAUCGAACCUCGGCGGUAGUCUCGCGAGCAUCUUGGGCCCGACAACCCAACAGCCAGCCGGCGGGAUGAACACUGGCUUCGGCAACACCCUCGGCGGCGCGAGCGUCUUCCAAAACGCGGCAACGAACCCUCCUAGCCUGACGGGCUCGUUCUUCGACUCGUUGCUCUCGAAAAACAAGAGGCAAGCCAGCGGGGAGACGCCCCAGGGAGACCUCCCUUCCCUGCAGCUCAGUCUUAGUAGCCUGAGGCAGACGGUCAGGAAGCUCGCUCCCAAGGACGGGGAAGGGGGUCGCAAUCUUGAGCACGGGAAGGCUCAUUACUUUCUUGCUGCGUCGGGGGUUGAUCCGGGGGCGGCGGUGAGGGAUUUGAGCUCGUUGGGGUUUGCUGCUGCGGCGACGGCGACGACGAGGGACAGGAGUCCUUAUUCUGCUGGGGAGGUGGAUGUGGAGACGUAUCUGGAUAAUCUGCAGACAAAGACGACGUUGAGCAUGAUUGCGGAUGGGUUGGAGAGGAGCGUGAGGGACUUUGAUUUGUUUUUGGAGGACAAUGUUACCAUGGAGUGGGAAGCGCAGAGGAAGAGGAUCUACCAGCAUUUUGGGAUUAAGCCCAGAGAGGAGCAGGAGGGGGGUAUGGGAGAUUCGCAGAGGACGGUGAGGGGGGGGACGCCGGCUAAGGAGCAGGGUGCUGGUGGGUUUGGGAGGUCGAGGAGGAAGGGGAGCAUGGCGCCUGGCACUCCUGGUGGUGGGGAAAAGUCGAUGCGGCAGAGUAUGUUUGGGAGGUCGGCCAUGAACAAGUCUGUUAUUGGAACUCCCAGCCGGAUUGGUGCUCAUGCCCCCGAGUUCUCGGAUGUCGAGGCCAGGAAGGAGAAGAGCGAUCUCGAGGGGUUCACUUCUGUGGAUGAUCGCUUCUUGAGAGAGAAGCAGGGCAAGCUUGCGACCAAGAUCAAGGAGUUCAACGACUUGAGGCAGAGAGGCCUUCCAGUCGAGAUUUGCAAGGAGCUGGGCGACCUGGAGAACACUGCCGGAGAUCGGCAUGGGCCGCAUCUGGUGGAGGCCUAUGAUGCCCUGAGGGAGAUUGUGGGUGAAAACGACCCUGACAAUCUACCUCGGGAACGCCAGUUUGCCAGGUACUACUUGGACCCCAACCCAUCGUCUGCCAACUCUAUUGAGAUGCGCAAGCGGAUCUUGAAGGGCGCAAACACCUUCUUGGAGAAACAGUUUUGGGCUGGUGUCAACUCGUUCAUCACCAAACAUCCCCAUGAAGCGAACCUGGGUGGGCAGCCCGACGUCGUCAGCAAGGUCAAGGCUUACAUCCGCCUUCGCCUCAUUCGCAAGAGCCUGGUUCCAGACAACGUCGACCUUCAGCAAGCGAAUGGCGAGUACGUCUGGGCGAUCGUUUUCUACCUUCUCCGUGCUGGCUUUGUGAACGACGCCGCCAAGUAUGUCAACGAUCAUGAGAGCUUGUUCCGCAGCAUCGACCGAACUUUUAUGGGCUACAUCAACAGCUAUGCCUCCAGCGAAGACCGGAGACUUAAACGGUCGGUUCAGGAUCGCUGCACCAACGAGUACAACCAGAGAAUUCGCAAUGCCCCCGAGGGCUCCAUCGACCCCUUCCGCAUGGCUUGCUACAAGAUCAUCGGCCGCUGCGACGUCAACAACCGCAGUCUGGAUGGUCUUUCAGGAGACGUCAAUGACUGGGUCUGGCUCCAGUUCAACCUUGCUCGGGAGACUGACAGGUCACAGGAGCUUGCCGGGGAGUCUUAUGGCCUUGCUGAACUCCAGUCUAGCAUCCGGGAGAUCGGCCUCAAGCACUUCCCCAAGACUCCUGCGGAGGACACUACUGGCAGCUUUGCCAUGUUCUUCUACCUCCAGAUUCUGUCGGGCAUGUUUGAGAAUGCCAUUGCCUACCUCUACCCCUUCAGCUACGUCGAUGCCGUUCACUUUUCCAUUGCGCUCUCUUACUAUGGCCUCCUCCGUGCGGCUGAUGCUCAGUCUUCUGGCAAUGAUUUGCUUUCCCACAACACCCGCAACCAGCCUCAGAUCAACUUUGGCCGUAUGCUCGGGUACUACACACGCGACUUCCGCGCCGCUAAUGCCGCCGCCGCGGUUGACUACCUUGUCCUCAUCUGCCUGAACGCCGACGAGACCGCCGCCGGUCAGCAACAAGCCGCCCUCUGCCACGAAGCCCUCCGCGAGCUCGUUCUCGAGUCCCGUGAGUUCAGCCGCCUGAUCGGGGAUAUCAAACCCGAUGGCUCUCGCAUCAAGGGUCUCAUCGAGGAGCGCGGCAAGCUUAUUGCCCUUGGCCGCCACGACGACUUCAUCCGCAACAUCACGCAAGAAGCCGCUGCCUUUGCCAACGACAAUGGUCGCACCACUGACGCCGUUCUUCUUUAUCACCUGGCUCAGGAAUACAACCAGGUGGUUGAAAUUGUCAGCAGGGCCCUCAGCGAGGCUAUUUCUCUCGAGAUCGGCGAGGAACCCAUGCGUCUUGUGCCUGUCAUGGCUAGAGAGGAUGGCCAGGAGGAGGCAGCGGGGAGCCUGGCGGCGAUUGACGACCCGGUGGAGCUGGCGAAGAAGAUGAUGAAGAUGUAUGAGCAGGAGUACAUGUACUGGAACAAGAUUGGCCAUCAGAACCAGUACGCGUGCAAUCUCUUGUUGCAGAUUAGUGAUAUCAAGAAGCUUGUGGAGGAUCAGGAGUGGGCAAAAUGUCUCGAUAAAAUCGAAGCCCUCAACAUUUUGCCGCUUGAUGCAAAGGGCGAUCAGAGUCUUAUCCGCCAGUACUCUGCCUUGUUUGCCCAGCUGCCGCAGACGGUGGCGCAGAACGUGCCGAACCUGCUGAUGUGGGCGGUGGUGUGCUGCACCAAGCAGAGGGAGAGGCUGAUGUAUGGGCAGUUUACGGGGAAUGAGACGACGGCGAGGGAGUUGAUUGAUAAUAUGAAGCAGACGAGCGUUGACUUGACGGCGUAUACGAGCCAGCUGAGGUAUCGCUUGCCGAGUUCGCUACAUGAGAUGUUGGCGAGGGCUUCGGCUGAUUAA
Messenger RNA from Podospora anserina S mat+, 5553 nucleotides. RefSeq lists its product as uncharacterized. Gene Ontology annotation, biological process: poly(A)+ mRNA export from nucleus; protein import into nucleus; carbohydrate metabolic process. The transcript has 4 exons. Gene Ontology annotation, molecular function: kinase activity; structural constituent of nuclear pore; phosphotransferase activity, alcohol group as acceptor. NCBI's taxonomy places the organism in Eukaryota, Fungi, Ascomycota, Sordariomycetes, Sordariales, Podosporaceae. The record is from RefSeq and is a predicted model, not a curated record. Gene Ontology annotation, cellular component: nuclear pore. The annotation marks the transcript as partial.